Rhizoctonia solani is the source of this 2661-nucleotide messenger RNA. Its product is annotated as Retrotransposable element Tf2 protein. Lineage: Eukaryota; Fungi; Basidiomycota; Agaricomycetes; Cantharellales; Ceratobasidiaceae. Bases 1 to 2661 code for a protein of 886 amino acids. The record is from RefSeq and is a predicted model, not a curated record. The transcript has 4 exons. Gene Ontology annotation, molecular function: nucleic acid binding. Gene Ontology annotation, biological process: DNA integration.
AUGACAUUUGGUCUAACAAACGCUCCUGCCACCUUUCAACACUUCAUGAGUGAGCUGUUCAAAGAUCUACUGGAUGUAUGCAUCAUCAUUUACCUUGAUGAUAUCCUGAUUUAUUCAAAGGAUGAUGUAUCUCACACACAGCAUGUUCACAAAGUCCUACAGCGUUUAAUGGAGAACCAGUUGUUUUGCAAGGCUUCCAAAUGUACCUUCCACGUCACAUCAGUGGAAUACCUAGGGAUAAUUGUAUUGGACAAAGGCUUCAGCUUGGAUAAACUCAAAAUCCAAGCUGUUCAAGAGUGGCCAACCCCAACCAAAGUCAAAGAAGUCCAAUUGUUUCUAGGUCACAUGGCCAGGCCAUUACACAACCUGGUAAAGAAGGACACACCUUGGAGAUGGGACACUAGAGAACAAGAAGCCUUCAAAGGCUUGAAGGAAGCUAUCACCAACGCCCCGGUACUCUGCCACGCUGACCCAACCAAACCCUAUUUCCUAGAGACAGACGCCUCUGGUGCAGCCCUGGGUUCCAUACUUAGCCAACAACAGGAAGACGGUUGCUUACAUCCUCUGGGAUUCUUGUUGGAAUCAUUCAAAGGUGCCAAACAGAAUUACAACACCCACAACAAGGAACUCCUGGCAAUUCUCUGUUCACUUGAAUACUGGCAGAUCUUCCUGGAAGGGACCCUUCACCCCAUCACCGUGUUCACCAAUCACAGGAACCUAGAGUACUGGAAGGAGUCAAGAACGUUCAACCAUUGCCAUGCACAAUGGCACCUCCUACUAGCUGGGUACAACUUCCAAAUUGUGUACCGCCCUGGUAAACAGUCUGGAAAACCAGAUGCCUUAUCCCGCCAAUCCAAUCAUGCUGACAUUCCCCCUGACAAUCAGACCAUGUUACCCAACCCUAUAUGUGUCAAUGUAGCCGUAGUCAUGCCCAAAAAAGAGCUCCAGCGCCAGAUUGAGGCUGCCCUAGACCAAGACAAAUCCCUAGAGGAAAUCUUACAAUUCCUCCAAAAAAAGUCAAAGGCACCCCCAUCCAUCAAACAAGCAUUCAAGGAUUACAAAAUGGAGGCAGGUCUACUAUUCUAUCAAGGGAGAACUGUGGUCCUGGAUGUGGGAGCCUUACAAACAGAGUUACUAAGGAUCUACCAUGACAGCCCCUUGGCAGGACACCCUGGGGGACAACAAACCCUGGAACUGUUAUCAUGCACCUACUACUGGCCAGGCAUCUGCGCCAACACAUAUUGGCAUGUUGACUCUUGUGAAACUUGCCAACAGAUUCAAAAGCCAAAGUACUCUCCCAUACCGCCUCAACCCCUUGAGCUCCCUACCAGACCAUGGCAACAUAUAUCUUACAAUAUGAUAGUAGAUUUGCCCAAAGACAGUAACAACAACUCUAUCCUAGUCAUUCUGGAUAGUUUCACCAAAUACAUCAUCUUGGUGGAAUGCUUGAAAAAGCUCAAGGCUCCAGCACUGGCAGACCUAUUCCUACAGCACAUGUGGAAACGCUAUGGCAUGCCCAAAAAGACAGUCUUGGAUUGCGGAAGGGUCUUCAACAACAAAUUCCUCAGGGCAUUGUACCAGCAUCUGGGGAUAGACCUCCACUUCUCUUUGGCUUACCACCUGCAAAGCAAUGGAAAAAUGGAACAAAAGGACUGGGUCAAAUGGUUACCUAUGGCAGAAUUUGCCUAUAACAAUGCGGUACAUAGCAGCACUGGCAGAUAUCCAUUUAAGGCACUAUAUGGAUGGGAGCCUUCUCUGACCCUGAGCAACGUUCCAACAAAUGUCCCAGAGGCAGAUAACAUUGCCGCACAAAUAGAAGCACAAUGGCAGGAAAUCAAGGCUGCACUCUGGCAAUCCAAGACACAUAUGAUAGCCAGAGAAGCAGGAGAACCACUGGAAUUCAAAAUUGGAGAAGAGGCCUGGUUGGACGCCAGAAAUGUGAAACUGAAAACCCUGAGUCCAAAGUUAACCAAGCAACGCCUAGGUCCCUUUAAGAUAAUUGAGAAAAUCUCCAACCAAGCAUGCCGUCUAGAGCUCCCGCCAACCAUGAGGAUCCACAAUGUCUUUUAUGUGGGGCUACUGUCCAAAGUCAGGAGGGACAAGAAACGUACCUUCAAGAAUUGUCUGCCACCAGUCACUGUGGAUGGUGAGGAGGAAUACAAGGUUGAAGGCAUAACAGACGCUGAGGAAAGAGACAGGAAAUGGUACUUCUGGGUAAAAUGGAAGGGAUAUGGGUCCAAAGAGAACACAUGGGAACCUUGGGAGAACCUAAAACACGUGGAAAAAUUUUUGAAGAAGUAUGAAGAAGAAAUGAAGAAGAAGGCCCUUGGCGCUGCCAAGGCCCUUAAAGGGGGGCAGUGUUCCAUAAGCGCCUGCUGCCUUGAUGCCCCUCACGGACGUCUAGGACACAACCCUGCAAGGGGGACAAGUACUGGCCAACAGGCCACUUCUUCCCAAAAAUUAUCCAACAACCCCAAUUAUGUCUUGGAAGAAGAAAGGAACUGCUGCUGCGCUGCCGGCACUUGUAUCAAAUGCAGCAAAAUGGGCCACAAGUUUGCAGAAUGCUGCACCAGAUGGAAGGGCACCCCCAUUGAGGAGGGGGUCAAAAAAGAAGCUGCCAAAAUUGGCAAAGAGUCUGGACCCACUUUGGGAAAAGACUAA